Molecule: messenger RNA, 815 nt
Organism: Penaeus chinensis
Lineage: Eukaryota; Metazoa; Arthropoda; Malacostraca; Decapoda; Penaeidae
Exons: 4
Coding region: 163-558 (131 amino acids)
Source: RefSeq, a predicted model, not a curated record
UUAUUAUUUGUAUUUAUCUUCCAGACAAAUAUUCAGCAUAUUUUGCAAAAUUCUAAGGCUGCAGAGGAAGAUGAAAGAAGUGAGGAUGCUGCCAGUCACCAGAAACAGAGGGAGUCAAACUGUGACACUGAUGAACAGGAAACAACAGUAAUUGACCCCCAGAUGGAAGCUGUCAGGAAACAGCUAAUGCAGUUUGGUAUUAGUUUUAUUGACCCUGCGACACUGGCUUCUAACAACAGACCAGUAUUAGAUACCAUGUACCUGCCAGGACUCCAUAACAUGCUGUCCAUGUACCAAAACUCCAUCCCCACCUCAGGGACAGUGCCCUACCAGGAGACCGAUGCCACAGCUGCAAAGUACCUAUCAGAUGCACAACUAGCUGCCAUUGCCUCAGCAUCUCCUGCCAUGACAGGAAGAACAAGAGCUGUGAGGGAGACCAAGGCAUUGAGACCUCCAUUCCAGCAAAUUAAGAAUCCAGACACUGAAAAUAAUUUUUCCAUAGCAACAAAAAAGUUCCUUGGAAAAUAUGGCUUGCAAGAAGAUUACACUUCAGUCUAGGUCCCAUACUUGAAUGACAUGUGAUAUGCUUUAAAAUACUACUAUUUCGUGUUUAAUAAAUAUAUUUCAAAGGUACAAGUUAAGAUGGGGUCAGCAUCUAGAAAUGUUUAUUAUACAUAACAGGUGCCAAAUUUUAGUUGUAAUUUAGUUUCUAGUCUGGAAAGAACUUAGAACAAAAAAAUCUCAGCACUGCCUAAGAUUAUUUUCCUUGUGUUCACAAGACAGCAUGGAAUUAGUGUGGCACAUAGUAUAUAAAA